Messenger RNA from Wickerhamiella sorbophila, 555 nucleotides. Its product is annotated as Riboflavin kinase. Gene Ontology annotation, molecular function: riboflavin kinase activity. The record is from RefSeq and is a predicted model, not a curated record. Lineage: Eukaryota; Fungi; Ascomycota; Dipodascomycetes; Dipodascales; Trichomonascaceae. Gene Ontology annotation, biological process: FMN biosynthetic process; riboflavin biosynthetic process. Gene Ontology annotation, cellular component: mitochondrion. The transcript has a single exon. Bases 1 to 555 code for a protein of 184 amino acids.
AUGACCAGGCCGCUGAUCGUAGGACCUGAUCAGGUUGGAACCCCAUUCCCAGUGGUGGUAGAAACGACAGUCGAGGCGGGAUUUGGGCGUGGUUCUGCUGAGCUGGGGUGUCCGACGGCAAAUAUCCCGCCGGGUCUCCUAGCAAAGCUGGAUACCGGCGUCUACUACGGCUGGGCAGUGGUUGACCAGGCAAGAGAGCCUGCGACGGUUCCCGAGUGGGUCGAACAGGCCAAGCAGCGGGAACGCAAGAUCGACGUCAACUACGGAUCAAAGCUGGGCCCUCUGGCCGGCACCUGCUUCCCAAUGGUCAUGUCGAUUGGCUGGAACCCGUUCUAUGACAAUAAACAGAAGAGUGCCGAAGUCCAUAUCAUCCACCAGUUCCCCGACUCCUUCUACGGAGCCGCCAUUAAAAUUGUGGUUUUGGGAUUCAUUCGCAACGAGCAGUCUUACGACUCUGUCGACGCGCUCAUCGAGGACAUUCAAACCGACAUUAAGGUGGCCCUGCACAGCCUGGAUCGGCCGGCUUACGCUGAGGCCCAAAACCUUAUCUCCUGA